GCCCCGGGCGGGCCGGGAGCAGCACCUGCGAGGGGCCCGGGGCGGCGGCGGGACCAUGCCGGUGAUGAAGGGGCUGCUGGCGCCGCAGAACACCUUCCUGGACACCAUCGCCACCCGCUUCGAUGGCACACACAGCAACUUCAUCCUGGCCAACGCACAGGUCCGCCAAGGCUUCCCCAUCGUCUACUGCUCCGACGGCUUCUGCGACCUCACCGGCUUCGCCCGCACUGAGGUCAUGCAGAAGAACUGCAGCUGCCGCUUCCUCUACGGGGCUGAGACCAGCGAGCCUGUCCUGCAGCGCAUCGAGAAGGUGCUGGAUGGCAGGCAGGAGUACCAGACCGAGGUCUGCUUCUACAAGAAGGGUGGAACUGCGUUCUGGUGCCUGUUGGACAUCAUGCCCAUCAAGAACGAGAAGGGAGAGGUGGUGCUCUUCCUUUUCUCUUUCAAAGACAUCACAGAGAGCCGGAGCAGGAGCCAUCCGAGUGAAAAGAAGGAGGAGAAGCAGAGGAGCAAGAAACCUGGGAGCUCACGCCUGCGGGCGGCACAGAGGCAGGGUCGAACGGUGCUGCACCGGCUCAGCAGCCAGUUUGCCCGGAGGGACCGCGGCGAGAUGAAAAUCAACCGUAAUGUAUUUGAGAACAAGACAUCCAUCCCUGAGUACAAAGUGGCCUCGGUGCAGAAGUCCCGCUUCAUCCUGCUCCACUACAGCAUCUUCAAGGCCCUCUGGGACUGGCUGAUCCUGCUGGCCACCUUCUACGUGGCUGUCACCGUCCCCUACAACGUCUGCUUCACAGGCACGGAGGACAGCCUCUCGGCCGCCCGCAGCACCAUCGUCAGCGACAUCGCUGUGGAGAUGCUCUUCAUCCUGGACAUCAUCCUGAAUUUCCGCACCACGUAUGUGAGCCAGUCGGGCCAGGUGGUGUACGAGCCCCGCUCCAUCUGCAUCCAUUACGUGGCCACCUGGUUCUUCGUGGAUCUCAUCGCCGCUCUGCCCUUCGAUCUGCUCUACGUCUUCAACGUGACCGUGACCUCGCUGGUUCACCUGCUGAAGACGGUGCGGCUGCUGCGGCUGCUGCGGCUGCUGCAGAAGUUGGACCGCUACUCGCAGUACAGCGCCAUGGUGCUCACCCUGCUGAUGUCCAUGUUCGCGCUGCUGGCCCACUGGAUGGCAUGCAUCUGGUACGUCAUCGGCCGCAAGGAGAUGGAGAGCAACGACCCCCAGACCUGGGACAUCGGCUGGCUGCACGAGCUGGGCAAGAGGCUGGAGGCUCCCUACAUCAACAACUCAGUGGGGGGCCCCUCCAUCCGCAGCGCCUACAUCGCCUCCCUCUACUUCACCCUCAGCAGCCUGACCAGCGUGGGCUUCGGCAACGUCUGCGCCAACACCGAUGCUGAGAAGAUCUUCUCCAUCUGCACCAUGCUCAUCGGGGCACUGAUGCACGCUGUCGUCUUCGGCAACGUCACGGCCAUCAUCCAACGCAUGUAUUCCCGCCGCUCGCUCUACCAUACCCGCAUGAAGGACCUCAAGGACUUCAUCCGCGUCCACCGCCUUCCCCAGCAGCUCAAGCAGAGGAUGCUGGAGUACUUCCAGACCACCUGGUCUGUGAACAAUGGCAUCGAUGCUAAUGAGCUGCUGCACGACUUCCCCGACGAGCUGCGUGCGGACGUGGCCAUGCACCUCAACAAGGACAUCCUGCAGCUGCCCGUCUUCGAGACGGCCAGCCGGGGCUGCCUCCGCUCCCUCUCACUCCACAUCAAGACCUCGUUCUGCGCCCCAGGGGAGUACCUGCUGCGCCAGGGCGAUGCGCUGCAAGCCAACUAUUUUGUCUGCUCCGGCUCCCUCGAGGUCCUGAAGGACAAUGUGGUCCUGGCCAUCCUGGGCAAAGGGGAUUUGAUCGGAGCUGACCUGUGCAGCACGGACCAAGUGAUCAAAACCAACGCGGACGUGAAGGCGCUGACCUACUGCGACCUGCAGUACAUUGGGCUGCGGGGGCUCUGCGAGGUGCUGCAGCUCUACCCCGAGUACGCCAGCAAGUUCACAGUAGACAUCCACCAGGACCUGACUUUCAACCUGCGGGAGGGCAGCGAGAUGGAGGGUCUGUGCCGCUACUCCCGGUCCCCACGGCUGUCCCAGGCACCACAGCCUCGUCCGGAGAGUGGUGCCACCCCAGAGAAGUCCCUUCCUUCCAUCCUAGAGGACGAGGAGGAGCCCGACGAGGUCUUCCAGUACUCGCCCACCACCACCACCCGCCGCAAGCUGCUGCUGCCCCAGCUGAGCAGCCCAGCGCACCGCGGCUCCCUGAGCAGCCUCCUGGGUGAUGAGCUGUGCCAGAUCUCAGCCUUACGGCGCAACCGCCGCUCCCCAGCCCGCUGCAGCCAGGGCCGCAGCCCCUCUCCGCAGUGCCGGAGGGAUGCCCGGCUCCCAGAGCGGGAGGGCAGCAUGGGCAGGAGGUUGCCCAAGCUCCUCAUCCCCUCCUUGCACACCAACGGCCCCCCGGACCUCAGCCCUAGAGUCGUGGAUGGGAUUGAAGACAACGGAGGGACAUCAGAGCCACAAGCCUUCUCCUUCAAUGUGGACCCUUUGCUGCAGAGCGCGGCAAGGGACUCCCCAACGUCAGGGACUGACACAAGCAGCCCAGCCCUGGUGGUGGAAGCAGAGGAGAUAAAGCAGAACAUCAGGAGGCUCAACCAGGAGAUCAACCACCUCAACCAGGAGGUCUCCCACCUCAGCCAGGAGCUGCAGCGCAUGAUGGAGCUGCUCCAGAGCCGCCUGGGCGACCCGCAGCCCCUCACCUGCUCCUAUCACCUGCCUGUGGCCACCUUGUUGCCCCACUGUGCCUCGCCGCCCUCCACCGCAGUGCCCCCCUCACCUCCACCCGCGCCCCCCAGCUCCCGCAGCUCCCCCUCUGCCAGCCCCCGGGCCAAAUGCUGCCCUGUCCGCAGCCACUCGGCGCACGCCACCACCAGCCCCGCCAUCCACGCCUGGGUGUACGCCGAGGGGCCGUGCUCGCUAUUGGGGGACAACAGCCCCAGCCCUGACCCCAGCCAAGCUUCGGACUCACAGCCCCCAUCGCUGCCGCCCCGUUCUGCCCACUCGUUCCCUGGCUGCUCAGUCAGCAGCCAGCCCCGUGCCCACCUGCAACCUCGCUCCAGCUCCACCAGCUCCCACUGACCCCACGGGCCCCGGGGUGGCAGUCGGGGACCCUCACCCUGGGGGACUCUUGGCCUUGAGGGUCCCUCGCCCUGGAGGACUUCUCACCCUGGGUAAUCCUUGCCCUCAACAGGCCCUUGUCCUGGGGACCCCUUGCCCCAGGGACUCUCAUCCUGGGGGUUCCUCAUCCCGGGGACCCUUAAGGGACCCUCACCCUGGAGGUUCCUCAUCCAUGAGGGUGACCCUGAGUGACCCUUGCCUUCAAGGGACCCUCACCCUCAAGGGACCUUCACCCUGGAGGUUCCUCACCCUUGAGGGGCUCUCAUCCUGGGUGACCCUCGCCUUCAAGAGAUCCUGACCCUGGGGGACCCUCACCUUUGAGGGCUCCAGCACCCAGGGAACCCGCACCCUUGAGGGCUUUUUGUCCUGGGAUACCCUCACCCUGGGGGUUCCUCACAUUGAGGGAUCCUCACCCCUGAGGGAUGCUCGCCCUGGUGGUCUUCUCACCCUGGGGACUCUGGGCCUCUUGCCUGCUGCCCCUCUCUGCCCUCCCCACUGCCCAGGACACGCCACCUCCAUCCUCACUGUGGUCUCCAGCUCUGACUCCACCAUCCCAAGGCCCUGGUAGGCGAGGGCUGGAGUGGGGCAGCAGUAGGGGGGCACCCCACGCCCUGCACCCCCACUGGACACCAGCAGGGAUCGUUUUGAUACCAUUUUAUACUCUUUGCCCAUGGGUUUUUUUUUACAACCAGGCUGGGCCUGGCAGCCCCUCCAGCUCCCACUGCACCUGGAGCCAUUGUGGGGUGCUGGGGGUGUUCCUGGGGGGGGGUGGUGUCCUGGCUGCUCCUGCCCUACGGUUGUAGUCUAUGCGCUUUGU
Messenger RNA from Cuculus canorus (common cuckoo), 4028 nucleotides. It is a transcript of the gene KCNH4, whose product is annotated as potassium voltage-gated channel subfamily H member 4. Gene Ontology annotation, molecular function: voltage-gated potassium channel activity. The coding region runs from base 56 to 3172 and encodes 1038 amino acids. Lineage: Eukaryota; Metazoa; Chordata; Aves; Cuculiformes; Cuculidae. Gene Ontology annotation, cellular component: membrane. Gene Ontology annotation, biological process: potassium ion transmembrane transport; regulation of membrane potential. The transcript has 16 exons. The record is from RefSeq and is a predicted model, not a curated record.